Salvia miltiorrhiza (redroot sage) is the source of this 2934-nucleotide messenger RNA. RefSeq names its product pentatricopeptide repeat-containing protein ELI1, chloroplastic. Gene Ontology annotation, biological process: RNA modification. The coding region runs from base 221 to 2080 and encodes 619 amino acids. The transcript is spliced from 3 exons. The record is from RefSeq and is a predicted model, not a curated record. Lineage: Eukaryota; Viridiplantae; Streptophyta; Magnoliopsida; Lamiales; Lamiaceae. Gene Ontology annotation, molecular function: RNA binding; zinc ion binding; protein binding.
AGCAAAACUGAAUUAAAAAAUAAAUAAACUUGCGGUUGGGAAAAAGGGGAGUAGAAGAAAAGAAAAGAAAAGGGAAAAAAUAAGGCAAACUUAUAUGCCACCAGAGACAGGAACCGAAUUUUCAUAUCCCGCGUUAUCAAUCCAAACAUCACAUUUUCGACAUAAUUUGUGAUUCUGAGGCAUCUGAUCAAAGCCCCGGACUGUGUUUUUGUAGUAAGUUAUGUCCUCAGUUCGUCUGGUGGCUCAGACAACGCACCCAGAACCCGAGAAACUAGCUUUGCUUAUUGAUCAAAGCAAAAACAUCAAACAUCUAAAACAAAUCCAUGCACUCCUUCUCCGUCGUGGCCUUGAGAGCUAUCCAGUUUUAAAUCUCAAGCUCCAGCGUUCCUACUCUUCCCUAGGAUAUGUUCAGAACUCUGUGGCACUAUUUAACCUUACCCAGAAUCCUGACGUUUUCUUUUACACUGCCAUAAUCCGUGGCCAUGCCAUAAACGGUCUCCAUGAACGAGCUCUUAACUUUUAUGUACAAAUGCUUAUUGAAGAGAUAGAGCCUAAUGCAUUUACACUGUCUACUGUCCUCAAAGCUUGUACACUGGAAACUGGGAAAGCCCUCCAUUGCCAUGCUCACAAAUUCGGCCUUGUCUCGGAUAGUUAUGUCAGAACUGCUCUCAUUGACAUUUAUGCAAGAGGCGGGGACAUUGUCCUGGCUCGUAGACUCUUUGACUCAAUGGUUGAGAGGAACUUGGUUACUUUCACUUCGAUGAUUACUGGAUAUGCAAAAAAUGGGGAUGUUGAUGAGGCAAGGGAAUUGUUUGAUGGAAUGGAAGAGAGGGAUGUGGUGAGUUGGAACGUCAUGAUUGAUGGUUAUGCUCAACAUGGGAGGCCGAAUGAGGCCAUAGUUCUCUUCAGGCAGAUGAUGAAGGCUAAGCUGAAGCCCGAUGAAGCUACCAUGGUGGCAGUUCUCUCUGCCUGUGGUCAGGUGGGAGCACUAGGAUCAGGCCAGUGGAUCCAUUCUUACCUUGGCUAUCGAGCUACUUUCAAUUGUCGGGUGGGGACUGCUCUGAUCGAUAUGUACAGCAAAUGUGCAAGUUUAGAGGAUGCCAGGAAGGUGUUUGAUGGAAUCAAAGACAAGGAUGCUGUUGUUUACAAUGCAAUGAUUGGAGGCUACGCGAUUCAUGGAUUCUCACAAGAUGCGAUGAAGCUGUUCAAGGAAAUGCCUGAGGUGGGACUCCACCCUACUGACAUAACCUUCAUCAGCGUUUUGAGUGCUUGUGCACACGCCGGAUUGAUCUCGGAGAGCUGGGGGCUUUUCAACGCGAUGAAAGAUGAAUACGGCAUUCAGCCGAAGGUAGAGCACUACGGAUGCAUGGUGAAUCUUCUAGGUCGUGCUGGACAUCUAGAAGAAGCAUACGAGCUGGUGAAGAGCAUGAGCAUAGGUGCUGACUCUGUUUUAUGGGGAGCAUUGCUCAAUGCAUGUAGGCUUCACAAGAACAUUGCUUUAGGAGAAAAGGUCGUGCAGUUCCUUCUGCAACGCGGUCUUGCACAUUCAGGAACGUACGUCCUUCUUUCCAACAUAUACGCUGCAGCAGGAAAUUGGGACGGCGUGGCAAGAACAAGGGCUAUGAUGAAACAAAGUGGGGUUCAGAAGGAGCCAGGGUGUAGCUCAGUUGAAGUGAACAACAAGGUACACGAGUUUCUCGCUGGCGACACGAAGCACCCGAAGAGCAAAGACAUUUACGCGAUGCUGGAAGAGAUGAACAAGUGGCUCAAGGCUCACAGGCACGCCUCACAGACAGAAGAAGUUUUACACAACAUGGACGACGAGGCUGAGAAGGAGCGUUCCCUUAAGGUUCAUAGCGAAAAGCUCGCUCUCGCAUUCGCUCUUAUUAGCACGAAGCGAGGAACCACAAUCAAGAUUGUUAAAAACCUCCGAGUUUGUCCGGAUUGUCAUGCGGUGAUGAAGCUCGUCUCGAAGAUCACGGGGAGGAAGAUCGUCAUGAGGGAUCGCAACAGGUUUCAUCAUUGUGUUGAUGGCUGGUCUCUGCAUCAAUGUCCUGCAACAGAGAGACAUGGUGAGUGACCUGAUCUUCAUCAUCCACAACUUGCAACACUCUUGCAGACUCCCUAAACUCGAAGCUGUAGGCGGCGAACAUCCUCACGAUCAAGACCUGCGCGCGCUUCCCCAGCGUGGCCUUCCUGAGCAGGCCGCGGAACUCUGCCAGAAUCUCCUUGAGUUUAUCCCGGACGACGUCCAGCAGCAACGCGCCGCACUGCGCGCAGAAGCUCGCGGCCACCUCAACAUCAUCGUCGGAGCUCAGGAGGAGCAUCAGCACGUUCAGCGCCAGGUGCUCGUAGACGACCCUCUGGUUCACGAGCUGCGCCAGGAACGCCGAGGCGGUCUGCAUCCGGUCCCUGUCCCGGCGGCCGUGCGCGGCCUUGAACUGCAGCACGGCUCUCUUGACGAGCAGGUGUCCGACUUGGGGGAAUCUGGAGUUGAUUAUUGCGGCCAGCGCGGCGUGGACGUCGGUGGAGUCGGGGGAUUCCGACUGCAGUUUGAUCAGCGUUUGACAGAAGAAGCCUCUGGCGGCGACGAUGUUCUCGGCCAGGAUUUGAUCGGCCACCAACGCCACGUUGGAGGCGCUGGCCUUUCCGACGAGCCUCGCGAUUCUUUUCUGCAUUGAGAGCCACUCUGAUUCUGUGAGGGGCGUGGUGUCGUCGCGAGUAACAGCAGAGUGCAUUGAAUCCGAAUCCGAAUCCAUUGAUGGAGCGUCGUCUAUCUCUCUCUGUUUCUGAGGAAGUUGUUGAAUAGCAAAGAUUUGGUUUUGAUAUUUGGAGUAUUUAUAGGGAGUGGAUCUCUAACCCUUGGUUUGGGGUGCAAGUAACAAGAAUCCGAGAAAAUCUCGAUAUUAUUAUUUGAACCUUUUCAACUUCAAA